UCACUUCCGUUGUGUUGGAAACUGCGGAGAAUUGAGCCUGAGAGGGGGGUCCAGGUUUGAGAACGACUAGUAGCUACAGGGAAAGCCGGCUGGAGAGGAACUAGUGGAUAGAUGUCCUAAUGGAGUUGGCUUUGGACCCUGGUGAUCAGGACCUGCUGGGCUUCUUGCUAGAGGAAAGUGGAGGUUUGGGGGCGGUGCCCGACGAGGUGUUGGAGGCUCCACUGGACUGGGAGUUGCCACUUUCCGAGGUGGGUGGGGUCUCAGUCGGGGAGGCAGGAGGUGGUGACAGGUCUAGGGCUGUUAAUUUCAAUCCUGUGAAGGCCCUGAGCGACUGGGACAUAGAGGAUUUCCUGAGCUCUCUGCCAAGUCCUCCAGCAUCGUUGAACAUUCUCAGCAACUCUAACCCCCACCUUGUCCACCAUGAUCACAACUACUCUCUCCCGCAAGAACAUGUUUCCAUAGAUCUAGAUGGUGGGAUCUGUGGAAAAGGGGAGACCCAGAUGACUCCACUGCAUGUGGAAGAGCCAGCAGAGCAGGAGAUUGUUAGCCUUACACUGACAGAUGAGGAGAAGAAGCUGUUGGAGCAGGAGGGGCUUACUCUGCCUGGAACACUUCCUCUCACUAAGAUGGAGAAACAAGUUUUGAAACGAGUGCGAAGGAAGAUUCGAAAUAAAAAGUCAGCUCAAGAGAGCCGCAGGAAGAAGAAGGUGUAUUUGGGAGUUUUAGAGAGCAGGGUCUUGAAAUACACAGCCCAGAAUCUGGAACUACAGAACAAAGUACAGCUCCUGGAGGAACAAAAUCUGUCCCUCCUGGAUCAGUUGAGGCGGCUCCAGGCCAUGGUCAUUCAGAUAGCAAACAAAACCAGCAGCAGCAGCACCUGUGUCCUGGUCCUCCUGUUCUCCCUGUGUCUCGUCUUCGUACCUGCUAUGUACUCCUCUGACACAAGGGGGAGCCUGCCAGCUGAGCAUGGAGUGUUAUCUCGCCAGCUUCGUGCCCUCCCUCACCAGCUGGAGCUGCCUGCCCUGCAGUCGGAAGUACCAAGGGAUAGCUCAGACCAUGAGCUCCAGGCUCCUGGCAACUCUUGCUGCCUGCUCUUCUAUAUGCCUCGGGCUCCGGGCACAGAGCCUCCCCUGAAGUUGCGGCUCCCUGACCUUUUCUCACAGUUCCCCUGCCCAGGUCCCCUCUUUCCCCUGCAUGCAAAUCUCACAAGAGAGGGGGGGUGGCUCCCUGCCCACAGACCCAUAUCCAUUAUCUUGCAAGGCAGAUACUCAGGUUAG
This is a messenger RNA of Artibeus jamaicensis (Jamaican fruit-eating bat), 1277 nucleotides long. RefSeq names its product cAMP responsive element binding protein 3 (gene CREB3). Gene Ontology annotation, molecular function: RNA polymerase II cis-regulatory region sequence-specific DNA binding; DNA-binding transcription factor activity, RNA polymerase II-specific. The transcript is spliced from 9 exons. Lineage: Eukaryota; Metazoa; Chordata; Mammalia; Chiroptera; Phyllostomidae. The record is from RefSeq and is a predicted model, not a curated record. Gene Ontology annotation, biological process: regulation of transcription by RNA polymerase II. The coding region runs from base 120 to 1277 and encodes 385 amino acids. Gene Ontology annotation, cellular component: nucleus.